CACUCAGCACGGUGGAGCAGGUAUGCGAUGUCGUCUGGUAUCAAUAUGUAUCGCAUCUCGCCUUGUGCUUCGCGAUGGCAAGCCUCUGGAACUCGUUUUGCGUGGCAUUCCCGCAAGAGACGCCGCGGCAUCCGCCAUAGUCAUAACCCACUAUUGGUAGCGCAAAUCCCUCAAGGCGAGCGACGACGGUGAUUACGAUGGCACAAGCAAUCGAGGUCAAUGGAGUCAACGGAGUGCACAGGCCAUCGUCGGGUUCUAAGCGCAACCAAGGUCUCAAAGUCCUGAUAGUGGGCGCAGGCAUUGGUGGUUUGAUUGCAGCGGUCGCUCUGCGGCAACAGGGACACUGCGUUGAGAUCUACGAGCAGUCAAAGUUCGCGUCAGAGACCGGCGCAGCGCUACACCUGGCACCCAAUGCCAAUGGGAUCCUCAGGCGGUUAGGCAUCUUCGCUGAGCAUUUCGGUGCGAAUCCAAUGGAGAGACUUACAGAGUAUACGGCCGGUGGCGUGAGGAAAAGAUCGAUGGAUCUACGGGAGGCGAAUAAGCAAUGGCAGCAUCCAUGGCUGCUCGCUCCUCGCAUUGAGCUCCACAACAAGCUAAAACAGCUGGUGAACUCACCCAAGCCGUCCAACGAGCGGACGAGAGGAUCAGUUCGACUUCAGCUGUCUGCGAGAGUAGUGGAGGUUGACCCUGCAUCCGGCCGUAUUCGCCUGGAGGACGGUACGGAAGUGGAGGGCGACGUAGUCGUUGGUGCUGACGGUGUGCACUCCGUUGCACGCAAGUUCGUACAGGGUGGAGAUGCCGAGCCGUUUUGUGACGGAAAGAGCGCCUUUCGCUUUCUCGUCCCGCGACAGCUGGCUUUGGACGACGACGAUACACGCCCACUGGUGGAAAUGGAAGGCGAACUAUCCAUCUGGUACGGUGCGGAUCGCAGAAUCAUCAUGUACCCAACUUCCGACAAUACUUCACUCAACUUUGUGUGCAUCCACCCCGAAGCCGAGUCUGCAGCGGAUGCAGCAGAUGCAGGAGGAGAUUGGAACCAACAGGGUAAUCUGGAGCGGAUGCUUGCCAUCUACAGCACCUUCGACCCGGCAUUGCUCGACCUACUGCGGAAGGCCAAGCGGGAUUCGGUGAAAGUCUGGAAGCUUCUCGACAUGAAAGUUCUUCCGACGUGGACUUGCGAACGCCUGACGCUGCUGGGAGAUGCCGCCCACCCAUUCCUGCCACACCAAGGCCAGGGGGCCGGAGUAGCUAUCGAAGACGCUGCUUCUCUUGCUGUUGUACUGUCUGAAGACCUCCUCCCGAAGGACGUGCCUGCGCGACUGAAGCUGUAUGAGGAGACUCGCUAUGACAGGGCUAAUCACAUUCAAGAGUUUUCCCGCAUCAUUGGCAAAGACUUCAAGGAAGGACAAGACCAGCCGGAUAUGUUUGGCUUCACGAAUUUCAACUUCGGUCACGAUGAAUGGGAUCACUCGACACAAAGACUUCGGGAGUGGAGCUGGAAACGUAACCCGCACGUGUACUGGCGCAUGCCAAUAGCCUUCGGGCCCAUGCCAGGUCCGCGACAGACGCACUUUGGCCUUGUGCGAGACGGGUCCAGGUCCACCUUCACCACGGCAUCGAUCAAGUUCAAGACGUCCCGGACGUUACUGCAGAACCUCUUCCCGCCAAUGCGAAAAGGCUGGCGGUUUCGCAGCCCAGGUACCGUAGCCUACGCCUCGUUCUCCCAGACAACCCUCAACAAGAUGGAAUGGCUAGGAGGAUCAGGCUACAACCACCUCGGCCUCUACAUCCACGGCGUAGAGUAUGUAAAGGAAAACGGCACAGUCUACAGCGGCACCUACCUCCCCAUCCUUUACGAAUCCCUUACCGAUCCCAUCGUCUCCGGCCGCGAAGAGCUGGGCAUGCCGAAACUCUACUCCUCCAUCGACAUCUACCGCCGUGCGACCUCAUACCGCAUCCGGACCGGCUGGCAAGGCGCGCUGUGGGGGAAUUUCCACCUGCAGGAGCUCGAGGAGAUGGACACCGCUGCUGUCACUGGCAGUAUCAGCGGGGAAGCCGACGACGGGAUCUUAGCUUAUAAAUACAUCCCCAAAGCUGGGAGGGCGAACAAGGGCAUCGCGGCGGAGGAACACGUCACUUUCGACCCGUUCGCCGAGGCCGAACCGAAGCCUCGCGUGCUGAGGUAUUAUAAGGCGAACCGCGCGAGUUUCGAGAUUGACGCGCUGGACUGGGAGCAGCUGCCGACCAUGCACCAUGUUGUUUCCCGUUUGGCGGAAUUGCCGAUCUAUGAGAUCGUGGGCGCGAAGGUGGUGGAGGGGGAGGGUGUGCCCGAUGUCUCUAGUGCUAGGCCUGUGUGAGAGUUAGCCGGUAGGUUUACGAACAGUGUUAGCCUUCCGCCGUCCGAAGAAUGCGUAGCCAAGGAGGAUUGCGAGGCCGGGAUAUCAAGCGGGUGCUGUGGCGCGCCUGAGCUCCAGCUACUAGAUUCCGGCGAUCGUUGCUGGUGUUGAGUGAUGCGGGCAGGAAGAGCUGCACUCUUUCUUGUAUGAGUAAGAACUAUGAGCUCCGGACUCUGACUAUGACAAUUAAAAGUCGGUCAACGCGGCCAUAGUUAGCUGUUCACCGAACG
Baudoinia panamericana UAMH 10762 is the source of this 2626-nucleotide messenger RNA. RefSeq lists its product as uncharacterized. Gene Ontology annotation, molecular function: monooxygenase activity; lyase activity; FAD binding. The record is from RefSeq and is a predicted model, not a curated record. The coding region runs from base 198 to 2357 and encodes 719 amino acids. The transcript is spliced from 6 exons. Lineage: Eukaryota; Fungi; Ascomycota; Dothideomycetes; Mycosphaerellales; Teratosphaeriaceae.